Messenger RNA from Physcomitrium patens, 3528 nucleotides. Its product is annotated as kinesin-like protein KIN-14N. Lineage: Eukaryota; Viridiplantae; Streptophyta; Bryopsida; Funariales; Funariaceae. Gene Ontology annotation, biological process: microtubule-based movement. The record is from RefSeq and is a predicted model, not a curated record. Gene Ontology annotation, molecular function: microtubule binding; microtubule motor activity; ATP binding.
UUUGAAAGUCUCCCCCCGCAGUUCCUGUAUCCGUUGUAGCCAUUUUCUAGUCUCCACUGUUGCCUUUCCCUCCAGAUUGAUUGUCUCUCCCCCGCUCUCUCCCCCUUCAGUCGUCAUUCCUCUUCAUGCUGCUUCCUAGAUUGUUGCUGUACCUCGUAGCUUUCAAGGGGAAUGCUACUUGGCAAAGUUGGUGUGUGGCUGGAGGGGAAUGCAGUCGCAUUUGAGGAGUAAUUCAUUUUAGCUUCCCACUGUUGUUCUAGUAGCUGUUUUGAAGUUUUCCUUUUUUGCCUCGCGACUCCGGUGGAGUUGUCAAGGUGUCGGAGUGGAUUUAUUGAAUCUCUACAGACACGCAGAGUUCGUUUCAUUUAGGUCACAUCUCUGGGGUUGUUGUCCUCUUAUUAGUGCACUGUUCUCUACUGUGCGUCGUAGUCGCCGCCCACAUCUUCGACAUUGCUCAUCGAGUACCUCCUCGACAAUGGCUGGGAUCUAGUUCGUCACGUUCGACCUGGUGCCAGUUCACGUUGUUCUAGGGGUGAAGGGAGAAAGCUUGGAUGCAGCUCGGUGCCUUGUCAUUCAGGAAGCGUUCUUGGCAUUCUUAGGUCGUUAUUUUAUUAAUUGUUUUGUGAUUCGUAGCUGGUUAAUGAGAUAGCAGCUUCCAGGACGCAAAGUAUGCUUGGUUCCCAAUGCAGUGGAACCGAUGUUAAGAAUUGCAUAAUAUAUUAAGAACCUAGUGACUAGCUGGGGCGAGCUAGAAAUGGCUACGUACAGCAGCAGGAAACCAGCGUGGGGACAGAAAGAAAACCAACAGGAAACGCCAGCGGAUAAGAAGCGAAAGAUGGUAGUCAGUGGGGCGUCGGGUUUAAAAGUCCGAUCACAUAGAGGAGUAUUAUCUGUUGUCAAUCUAAGGGCGGAGGGUAAUGCGGUUAGGAAAUCCUUGGAGGCUGCAAACCCUUCCAAGGCAGGCAUGGCUGCUGUGGCUGGGGACGGCUCGUCCACUUCCCCAGAUUGUGUUGAUGCUCUUUUGAACUUGAAGAUGGUGGGUAAAACGAAAUUCGACUUUAAGGGAAAGAGUGAGCAGAUGAUGGACUACAUCAAGAAGCUUCGCACAUGCAUACGGGCCUUUCAGGAACUGGACAGGAACCAUACGCAGGAGAAGCUUGAGCAGUUGAAGCAAAUUGAAGCUCAAAGACUGAGUCGCGUGGAAUCUGAGACUCAAAUGCGAAAUCAGUAUCUUCAGCUGGAGUCCGGUUACGGAGAACUCAAGGCCCUGUAUUCCCAGUUACAACAGGAAUUGAAUCAGGAACAAGCGGCUAAACAGGCGCUUGUGCGGGUGGAAGAGAAGCAUGUGGAAACUAUUCAAUCCAGGGAGAAAGAUAUAACAAUGCUGAAUGGUCAGAUCGAAAAGUUGCAGAGUGAUCUGAUCUCCUCGAACAAACAAGUUAGUGUUUUGCAAGAUAUCAACAAACGAUUACAGGAGUACAACACUAGCUUGCAACAAUAUAACAGCAAGUUGCAAGUGGACGCCAGUAAUGCAGCCGAGGCAAUGUCCCGCACACAGAAAGAGAAGGCAGCUAUUAUGGAAAAUCUCAGUACUCUUCGUGGUUCCACUACUUCUCUUAACGCCCAACUGGCCGCUACUAAGGCCAGCUUACAGGACAAGAUCCAGCAACACAAGGACGCAGUUGAAGAGGCAUCUCGUUUGCGUAUGGACAUUCAGCGCUGUACUGAGGAUCGGGAUCAACUUGCCAGUCAGGUAUCAUCUUUUGAAGCCGAGAAUGCCAUGUACAAGGAGUGCACUGGCAAGUCUGUGGCCGAGAUCAAGCUUAUAAGUAACAAAGCCUUAGCUCUAGAGGAGAGUUAUACUACAGCUAAUGAGCGAAUCAAAAGUCUCCGUCAACAGCUGGAGAUCACUCAGCACAAGCUGGAGGUGGCCGAAUCUCAAUUGGAACUCAGUCGGGGUGAGAGUGCGACACAGGGCAUGAAAUAUGCCGAGAUUUCUGAGCGCCUAGUGGAAACAGAGCGUAAGGUGAAGGAGGGCGAGAUGUUGCGGAGAAAGCUACAUAAUACCAUAUUGGAGCUGAAGGGUAACAUCCGCGUAUUUUGUAGAGUUAGACCUCUUAUGGUUGAGGAGGACGAAGGAAACGAGUCCCCUUCCGUGCAAUUCCCGUCCUCUACCGAUUUAGAAGGACGUGCUAUCGAACUCGUUCAACCUUCAGGAGGCCCAAAGCAUUGUUUCCAAUUCGAUAAAGUUUUUGGACCUGAUGUGAAGCAAGCUGGCGUAUUUGAAGAGAUCUCUCAGUUGGUUCAAAGUGCUCUUGACGGAUAUAAGGUCUGCAUAUUUGCGUAUGGUCAGACUGGAUCGGGAAAGACGCACACCAUGAUAGGUAACCCAGAAAUUCCUGACGAAGGAGGGGUUAUUCCCCGCUCUCUGGAGCAAGUCUUCGAGUCUAGUCAGGCCUUGAUAGCGCAAGGCUGGAAAUUCUGCAUGCAGGCAUCAAUGUUAGAAAUCUACAACGAAACCAUUCGUGAUUUGCUGGCGAAAGGGCCAGUGAAUGGAGAUGUCAAGCAAAUGUAUGUGGUGAAGCAUGACCCGAGUGGCAACACAAGCGUGUCAGACCUCACACUUGUGGAGGUUGCAACAUGGAAAGAGGUUUCUAAUCUCCUUCAUCGAGCAUCCCAAAGCAGGUCUACAAGUAAGACAUUGAUGAAUGAGCAGUCGUCACGGAGCCAUUGCGUCUUCACUCUCAGAAUCUCUGGCGUAAACGAGGGCACUGAACAAGCCGUCCACGGAGUUUUGAACCUUAUUGAUCUGGCCGGAAGUGAGCGCCUAUCUCGUAGUGGUGCUACUGGAGAUCGCUUGAAAGAGACACAGGCUAUCAACAAGAGCUUGGCAAGUUUGGGUGAUGUCAUAAUGGCAAUUGCUAAUAAGGAUCCUCAUGUUCCUUUCCGCAACUCCAAGCUCACCUACCUCCUUCAACCUUGUCUCGGAGGAGAUUCGAAGACCUUGAUGUUUGUCAACAUCUCUCCUGAUAUGAAGUCUUUGAAUGAAUCAUUGUGUUCUCUCAGAUUCGCUGCUAAAGUGAAUGCCUGCGAAAUUGGUGUUCCCCAUCGCCAGACUUCCUUGAGCAUUCGUUCAAGUUAGCUUGUCUCGAGUAUUUAAUGAUUCUUAGGGCGAGGUGUGGAGUACGGACUGUUGCCAUUUAAUAAUGUUCAGAACGUGGAUUCACAUCAUUCAUCCGUUUUUCGAUUGGUCAAACAUUAUUUGCAAUCAGUUCUGUACUGGAGCUCCUUAAUUACUUAAGGUCAUUUAUGUUGCAGUACAUCUAUCUGGAAAUUCAUGGCUAGGUCUUAGUGUGGAAGUUAUUCUGGUGCAAAUAUUGGAGUAAAGCCAGGUCGAGUAGCGCUUAGACUGGUCCAAAAAGGUCCUGUACCACGAACAUGUACAAAUGGCAAGUAGUUGUAUACCAGUUGUAGGUACUUAUUAGUAAAAUUUUUCAUCAAGACCCUACUUGAUGGGCUUUGCGCUCA